GCAUUUUAAGGGAUAAACCAUUUUAAUAAUGUUGUUUCAAUGAAACAAAUUUUCUGUGUAUAUUAUCGACAUCUAAUAUAUAUAGGUUGGUGUGUUAAAACAAAACUUUAAAAAUAUAAUGCAGCAGAGACUAUUAUUGAAAUGUGCAUGGGAAUCACUCGAAGAUGCACAUAUUGAUCCAAUUAAACUACGUGGUACAUAUACAAGUGUAUAUGUGGGUUUAUCAACUAAUGACUAUCAGAAUAAUUUAAAAAAUUCAGAGGAAGUUUUACAAAAUAUAUUUGGAUCUCAUAGUCAUGCUGCUUCAAAUAGAAUUUCAUAUUGCUAUGAUUUUAGAGGUCAAUCUAUGUCUAUCGAUACUGCUUGUAGUAGUUCUUCAACAGCAAUUGCAUUGGGAUAUCAAAGUAUUGUAGAGGGUAGAUCUGAUUAUUCUAUCGUAUCUGGUACCAAUUUAUUAUUGGACGAGACUAUUCCAAAAGCUUACACAUAUUUAAAUAUGCUCAGUAAAAACGGUCGUUGUAAGGUGUUCAGUGCAGAUGCAGAUGGCUUUGGAAGAUGUGAAGGUGUUUGUGUUGCUGUUUUAAAGAAUCUUGAACAGGCUAUUAAUGAUGGUGAUAGGGUCUAUUGUGUUAUUAAAGCAGUAAAUUCAAAUGCAGAUGGAAACUGUGAUAAAAACAACUUUUAUUCACCAUCAAAAACUAGCCAAUAUGACAAUAUUAAAGAAGCGUUCAGAUUAUGUUCAUCGCAGGUUACCGAGUCCGAUGUAGGUUAUGUUGAGUGUCAUGGUACCGGUACACCAACUGGCGAUCCCAUUGAAGUUGAGGCAAUUUCUAUGGCAUUUAAACAAUACCACAGUCAACAAAAUCCAUUAAUAAUUGGUUGUUCGGGUAUAGCUUCAUUAAUAAAAUGUUGCUUAAUGUUUAAACAUCGUCAAUUUGCUCCAAACAUUAAUUUUAAUAAACCUAAUCCUGCUAUAAAGUUUGAUGAAUGGAAUUUAAAAGUUAUUACUGAGGUAGAGCCAUUUCCAUCAAAUAAAAAAGUAUCAAUGAUGAUUAAUAAUUUUGGUAUCACAGGUUCAAAUGUAUGCAUGGUGUUAUCAGAAUUCAGUAGAGAACCAGAGUCUACUUAUCAAUAUGAAGAAAAUAAAGAAUAUUUAGUACCAUUCUCAGCUAACAGUAAACAAUCUCUCAAUCUUUAUAUAUCAAGUAUUCAAAAUGAUUUUAACAAUUUAUCAAGAAAUUGUGAAUUUUUUGAUUUUGUCCAAUACCAAAUCUUUUCAAAAUCAACAAAACUUUAUCAAAGGUCAGUAGCAUUAGCAAACAAAUGGUCAAGUUUAAAGAAUACUGAUUCUUUUAUUAAAACAAAUAACUCAAUUACCUCAAAUUUAAAAUUGGCUGAAAAAGAAAAUAUUGACACCAAAAUAUGUUUUAUUUUCAGUGGCCAAGGUACUCAAUGGAAUGGUAUGGGAGAACAGUUGUAUAUCAAUGAUUCAUACUUUAAAUCAACAAUUGAUUUAAUUGACUCAAAGUUAAACAAAUAUUACGGAUACUCAAUAUUAGAGAAAUUAAGAUCAACGAUGAUACCAUUAACCAUCCAAUUAUCGCACAACCUUCAAUUUUUUGGGCGAAUUAACUUAAUAUAUUGCUCAGGAUCAAUCGAUUUAGACACACUCUGUUAUAUUCUAUAUCAUAGAUCAAAUGCUCAACAAAAAACAAUAGGAUCAGGCAAAAUGCCAUCAAUUAAUAUCAGCAGUGACCAGUUUAACGAUCAAUUUUCAAAAGAAUAUCCAACAAUAGAAAUAUCAUGUUAUAACUCAACAAGUUCAAUUGUAAUUGGUGGUAAUGAAGACCAACUAAAAGAAAUUGAAACAAAAUUAAAACAUCAAAACAUACACUGCAUUCUUAAAUACUCUAUCAUCUUUCCAUACAUCAAAUUUGAAUCAUUUAAACCAAAAAUUCCAGUAUUAUCAACUCUUUACCAAGAUUUCUUUAAUGGUCAAGAUAUUAAGUUUAAUUCAGAUUAUUGCUUUAGAAAUAUUAGAGAACCAGUUUACUUUACACAAACCGUUCAAAAAUUAUACCAACACAUUGAGUCCAAUCAAUUAUGCAAUAAUCUAAUUUUUAUUGAAUUUUCACCUCAUUCAGCAUUAGCCUAUCAUCUUAAACAAAUAAAACCACCAUCAACACAACCAAUUCAAUCAACAAUUUUAACCACAUUAAAUAAAACUAAAGGAGAUAUCAACCAAAUAUUCCAAUUAGUAUCCACACUAUACUGCAAUCAUAAUUACCCAAUUAAUUUUACAAAUCAAUUAAAAACCAUCAACAAAGAAAAUCAUUCUUCUUUAGAAUAUAAACAUAAAGAUUUAAAUUUACCAAGAUAUCAAUGGGAUGAUAAAGUAUUUUGGAGAGAAGACUUUAAACAGAAACAAUACAGACUCCAUGGCCCUGCUAUUGAAAUAUUAGGAAAUAAAAACACAACAUCACCAUUUAUAUCAUAUAAUACAACUAUUGAUGCAGAAAAACCUCAAUUUCAAUAUUUAAAAGGCCAUCAAGUAAAAGGCAAAUACUAUUUUCCAGGCAGUGGCUAUAUAGAAAACAUUAUCAACUCUUUCCCAAAUGAAGAUUUAAUAAUAUCACAUUUGGAAUUUAAAGUACCAUUAAUAUUUAUUGAAGGUGUAAACAAACAAUUACAAACCAACUUUUAUCAAACAUCAAAGAAAGACUAUAGAGUUCAGUUUCAUUAUUACGAACCCAAUACAAAUAAAUGGAUUUUAUCUUCAAGUGGUAAUUUUCAAACUUUUAGCUUUACUAAUGCAAACGAAAAGAAAUUGGAUAUUGAACAUUUAAAAUCUAAAUGCAACUUAACAAUGUUAAACAACCAAAGUUUCUAUAAUCAUAUUAAGGUUAAAACUGGUAUUGUCUACACUGGCUUCUUUAAAUCAAUCAAACAAAGUUUUAUCGGUGAUAAUUGCAUACUAAAUCAAGUUAAAUUUAACCAUAUUCACGAGAAUGUCAAAACCAUAAUCGACUGUGCUACCUUAGAUUGCUGUGCUCAUGGUGCUUUGUAUUUAAUUGAAGAAAAUACUCAUUUGGUUUUUGAUAGAGUAGAGAAUCUUAAAUUCUAUUCAUCAAAUCUACCAAGAGACUAUUCCUCAGAUCUAUUUGUAUUCUCAAGAUAUUAUGGAAAAAAAGGUGAUUCAUUCGAGUAUUCAACCACUAUAAUGUUAGAUGAUGGUACAGUUAUCUUCGAAAUUGAAAGGAUUACAAUGACAUCUACAGUAAUGGUAAUAGACCCAUUAAAGAUUCAAUACCCACAAGAAGAAUUUCAAACAACGUAUUUACAGUUAAAAGAUUGUGAAGUUGUAAGAAAUUUAGAAUUGUUCAAUCAUCAACAAACUAUCACUGAAUUGGAUAUAGAAAACUAUAUUAUGUUUAUUCCUUCAAUCAUUUAUUACUACAUCAAAAACCAAUAUAAAGAAUCUGAAUGGAAUGAAGAAAAACUAGUUUUCUGCAAUAUCUUGACAAAAAGCACAAAAAUAAUUGCAGAUCUAUUAUUCCCAUUUGGAGAUAAAGAUAAAUUAGAAACACCAUCGUCCUUAUAUGAUAAUGGCCUAUUAGAAGAAUUUUACCUCCAUCCAUACUACACAAAAAAUCAAAAAUUAUUAUCAGAAAUACUCAUAGAUUCAUUGAAACCAUUAAUGAAGAAAAAGAAUGUUAUUAGAAUUAUAGAGUUUGGUGGUGGAACAGCUUCUUUAUCUUUUGAAAUUUUAAAUAAAAUUAAUCAACUAUUAAAAAGUAAAGAAUCAGAUGAUAUCGAAAUUGAAAUCGAAUAUACUUUUAGUGAUAUCUCCCAAACAUUCAUACCCGGUGCUAAAGAAAAACUAUCAUCAUUUGGUAUCGAUAAUGUUUCGGUUUUAUUCAAAACAUUGGAUUUAGAAAAUAACUUUAUCAGCAACCAAGAACUAAAACGAAAUUAUUAUGAUUUUGUUGUAAUGUCAAAUGUAAUACAUGUAAUCAAGAAAAUAUCAUUUGGUUUAAAUGAAAUUCAUCAAAUAUUAAAAAAUAAUGGAUAUUUUCUUUUUAUCGAACCAUACUACAAAUCUUUAGUUGGGGAUAGUAUAUUUGGUGUAUUUGAUCAAUGGUGGUCAUUUGAAGAUACCGAGCUUAGAACCGACAGAUGUGGUAUGACUGAUGAUCAAUGGUAUAAAAUAUUAUCCGAAAAUAAUUUCAAAAACAUAAAAAUGAACAAGAGUAAUGGAAUUUCCAACAUUUUAAUACAUUCCCAAAAACAAGAAACCCAAUCUUUUAUCAAUGCAAACAAUAGCAAUAUAAUAAUAAACAAAAUCAAAUUAACCAAUACAAUAGAGCAAUUUAAUAAUAUUUCAAAAGAUAUUAAUCAAAAUACAAUUAUAUACUUUACUAAAACUAUUAAUCAGUUAAAUAUUAAUAAUUUUAAACAAAUUACAUUAGAAUACAUUCAAAUUGUUCAAUAUUUAAUUAAAAAUAAAUUAACAUCAACAAAACUAGUUCUACUAUCAAAAAAUUGUUAUUAUAAAGAAUCAUCAAACUAUUUAGCAUCGUCAGUAACUGGUUCAUUCAGGUUCUUUAUAGAUCAACUGGAUACAUUAUUAUUAUUUUCAAUUGAUUUUGAUGAUGAAUCAUUAAUGAAUAUAAGCAAUACUCAACUCAUAAAUCAACUCAUUGAUACAAGUAAUGCAGAAAGAGAAUUUAUUAUAAGAGAAAACAAAGUUUAUAUCGAGAGAAUAAAAUUUGAAACAAAUAUUUUCAAAAAGUAUGCAUCAAAUUCAAUUGAAAAACCAAAUGGCAAUAAGGAUAAUUUAUAUUCAAUUUUAAAUGAAAAUUUGGAAUUUCAAUUAGAAUCAAAGGAACAAUUAGGUGAAGAUCAAGUAGAGGUUCAAGUUCAAGCAACUGGCAUCAAUUACAUAGACUAUUUGGCUUAUACUAGAAAUCUACCUGCUGAACUCAUUAAUCACAAUUCGGAUAUCCACACUCCAGAAUUUGGAGUUGAAUGUUCAGGUAUAGUUACAUCGGUCGGUAAAAAUGUAGAUAAUUUUAAAGUUGGUGACCACGUCUACACUUUUAACAACAGAACAUCUUCAAGCACUAUAAUUUUAAACAAAAACCAUCUAUGUCUCAUGCCAAACAAUAUAACUUUUGUUGAAGCAGCUUCAGUACCAACGGUAUAUGCAACAUCAUUUCAUAGUAUCUUCAAAGUUGGGAAGUUGGAUAUUGAGGAUCAAGAAUCAAUACUUAUCCAUUCAGCUACUGGUGGUGUAGGUUUAUCAGCUAUUGAAUUGUUAAAAUGGAAAGGAUUCAAAUCACAUUUAUUUGUUACAGUUGGUUCAGAUGAAAAAGAAAAAUUUUUGAAAGAUACAUAUGGAUCACUUAUUACCGGUAUCUAUUCAACUAGAAACAAAGACUAUGUUCAAAAAAUCAAGCAAAAACUAAAAGAAUUAGGAUCCAAUAAACAAGACUUUGAAUAUGUAAACAAUAUAAUAAAAAAAUUAAGUGAAAGUAUUUCAAAUAGAACACUAUCAUUAAUACCAAUUACAGAAUACUCAGUACUCAAUAUCAAAGAAGCAUUCGAAUAUAUAAAUCAAAGAAAACACAUUGGUAAAAUUGUUGUAAACUACGAUAGAGAUAUUACAAAUCAUUUAUUACAGAAUAAAGAUGAAGCCACCAAAGAACCACAACAACCAAUAAUCAAAUCUAAUUAUAAAAUCAGUUCAGAUCUGGGCAAAACUAUAUUAAUUACAGGUCAAAGCGGAAUUGCAUUAGAAAUUAUAAUGGAUUUCCAAAUAUUCAAUAUCAGUAGAAAACUUUAUUAUUCUAUCAAAAUCCACAUUAAAAUGGGAAUUAGAACUACUAAUGAAUAA
Dictyostelium purpureum is the source of this 5896-nucleotide messenger RNA. RefSeq lists its product as uncharacterized. The transcript is spliced from 9 exons. Gene Ontology annotation, biological process: fatty acid biosynthetic process. The record is from RefSeq and is a predicted model, not a curated record. Bases 119 to 5896 code for a protein of 1925 amino acids. Gene Ontology annotation, molecular function: 3-oxoacyl-[acyl-carrier-protein] synthase activity; oxidoreductase activity. Lineage: Eukaryota; Evosea; Eumycetozoa; Dictyosteliales; Dictyosteliaceae.